Messenger RNA from Anopheles aquasalis, 617 nucleotides. RefSeq lists its product as uncharacterized. Lineage: Eukaryota; Metazoa; Arthropoda; Insecta; Diptera; Culicidae. The record is from RefSeq and is a predicted model, not a curated record.
AUCGAUGAAAGACUUAGCACUUGGCCAACGCCAAAACGCCUGACGGGUGCUCAGAUCGGAUUUAGUCACAGCCUCAGCAGGUCUCUAGGUGUUGAAGCGGAACCAAUAGUCGCUAGAGCAAACAGUUUGUGAAGAAGAAAUCAUUCCCUGCGGUGUUGUGGAAGUGGCAGGAAGUGGACUGUGGGUGUGUUGAUCAGUUUAUGCUAGAGAGCCGGAGACAUACUAACAAACCACCAUGUCCUGGGUAUUUCACUUGCUCUGGAUGUUUCUAGUGCUAAUGCUGUUCUUUAUUGUGCUGCGACGGAUAUACUAUUUUGGACUUCACGUGAACCGACCAAUAUCAACCACCAACCGUCAAACUCGCCAGCGAUUCACAGUAUUCACAAUCUAUCAAGGAGAACAACGAUCAAACGCACCGCCAUCGGAGCAAAGUCAACCACCAGAAUACAUUGAACCUCAACCGCCGCCAAAGUACGAUGAUGUGAUAAAAUCACCUGACCAAUUUCAGAAACCUCCACCGUACACUCCAACCGCUGUGGCCUGAGAUUUAUUCUCUAAAUGUUCUUUUUUAUUUAUAAGAUAAACAAUAAAACCUUAAACUAUUUACUGUUACCUUA